Molecule: messenger RNA, 4017 nt
Organism: Drosophila subobscura
Lineage: Eukaryota; Metazoa; Arthropoda; Insecta; Diptera; Drosophilidae
Product: solute carrier family 22 member 13
Exons: 7
Coding region: 522-2369 (615 amino acids)
Biological process (GO): transmembrane transport
Cellular component (GO): membrane
Molecular function (GO): transmembrane transporter activity
Source: RefSeq, a predicted model, not a curated record
CACCGUUCGUUGCACAGCUCGCACGUCUCUCACGAGGAGAGAGCCCCUCCAGAAAGUACUAAGCUAACGCGCGCGCGAACGUCUCCCAGUUGUCAGACGAUCCCUAAUAUUGGCUGGAAUUAACAGCUAGGAAGUGUAAUGCCAGCGAAUGCCAGCACGUCUGGCCAAUUGUGGGCCAUUGGAACGUGAUUUAUGUGGGUCAGGCAGCUGCCGCAGUUCCGCGAGCAGUUCCGAUCGAGUGCCCUAGAGCUACUUAGGAAUAGCAAACAGCCCCUGCCAGAACCCCCCGCUGUGAACCAACCAAUGCCGGCUGAUAACCACCCAACAGCGGAGCAGUGAUAAGAGCGCCAUUUGAGUGGAGUGCCGAGCGGCGCCAAGUCGUAAAUUAAGUGAUUUCGGGCCAGAGAAUUCGCAAAACUGCAAACGAAACUGAAACUGAAACUGAAACUGAAUGGCACGUAUCACAAUAAUUAGUUUAUAAUCACUAAUCAAGACAAAUAUUAAAUAAACAACAAAUUAAUAUGGCAAAACGGCCUGAGAGCCCUGAGGAGGCAGGCGGGGAUCUGGAGUUGCCGCUGUUGUCGCAGCAGGACCGGAGUCAGCGGAGGAGCGGCACAAUUCCUGUGUGCAUCAUGCACAACACCGGCAAGCCGUCCCUUACACCCACCACCACCACCAAGAGCAGCAGCACCUCUCCACCCACAGAGCAGCAGUUGCAACAACAACAACAGCAGGGUACUCGGCCACAGUCGCCGCCCCCUGGGCGGCAUCCCACGGAGGACGAGGACGAGACCGAUGUGAUUGGCGACUUGAUGGGCCACUAUGGCAAGUGGCAGCUGCUGAUGACGGUGCUGCUGUCGCUCUUCCAAGUGCCCAACACCUUUCACAUAUCCUCGUCGGUGUAUCAGGCGGCCAACAAGGACUUCUGGUGCCAGCGGCCGCCUCAGUACCAGCAGAUGCCCGUCGACGAGUGGCGCAACCUGAGCGGCUCCACCGACAACUGUCAUCGCUGGGAAGGCAUUGGGUGGAGUAGCCCAGGGAAUGAGACAACCUUGCUGGAGCUCGCGGAUGAUGCCGCUGCCGAGGGCAAACUGGUGGCCUGCGAGCGCUGGGAGUACGCGACGCAGGAUAAUGUGGGGAACACCUGGACAUCGCAGUGGGAUCUGGUGUGCGACAAGGAGCACAUGAAGAAUGUCGCCGAGAUGUUCUUCCUGCUGGGCGUGGCAACAGGUGGCAUCAUUUCAGGCUAUCUCUCGGACAAGUUCGGCCGCAAGACAAUGCUCUUCAUAUCGGCCAUCCUGCAGACCAUAUUCGGUCUCUGCUUGUACUUUUGCAGCUCCUUCGAGCUGUAUUUAACGCUGCGCGCCCUGCUCGGGCUGGUGUCCGUUUCGGUGACCUACUCGGCCCUCAUUUUGGCCAUUGAGUAUGUGGAUGGCAAGUGGCGCACCAUUGCCGGCAUGUACAAUCUCUUUCCACUGCCAAUCUCGUACAUGAUCAUCUCCGGCCUGGCCUAUCUCACGCAGGACUAUCAGGCGCUGCAGCUGUGCAUUGGAUUGCCGGGGAUAUUCCUUUGCUUUCUCUGGUUUGUGGUGCCGGAAUCACCACGCUGGCUGCUGGUCAAGGGUCGCGUCGAUGAGGUGCGACGCAUCAUUGAGGCAGCGGCCAAAUUCAAUGGGCGCCAACUGCCGGUGGACUAUCAGCUGACGCCGCCAACACAGGGGAGCAGCUCCCAGAAUAUAACGCACCUUUUCCGCUCCAGCUAUCUGCGGCGCAUCACCAUCUGCUUCCUGUGCAUUUGGUUCACCAUGAACCUGGUCUACUAUGGCAUCAUUCUCAACAUGAGCUCCUUUGGGGGCAAUGUCUACUUGAAUUCGGCACUAGCUGGCCUAGUCGAAAUACCCGCCAUUGCGGUGGCCAUGUACAUCAUCACAAAGGUGGGCAAAAAGUGGCUCUUCUGUGCCACACUCUUUUGUGCUGGCGUGGCCUGCUUCUGUGCCACCAUCACUGAGGGUCGCGAGGAUAUACUCUGGCUGAAGAUCACAUUCCUGAUGAUGGGCAAGUUCACGAUCAGCGCCGGGAACACCAUCAUGCCGGUCUACACCGCCGAACUGUAUCCCACGGCCAUACGGAAUGUCGGAGUUGGCGCCUGCAAUGUGGCCGCUGGAUUGGCACUCAUCCUGACACCCUACAUAUCGCUGCUGAACAAAAUUGAGGGCCAUUUGCUGAUGGCUCUGCUCACCGCCUGGAGCAUUUUCGGUGGCUUUGUGGUGCUCUUUCUGCCCGCGACGGCUGUGCGACGGAAUGCUGCCAAUUCGGGCACGGGCGGUGGGCAUCAUCAGAAUGCUGCCAGUGCUGCCAAGCAGGUGUAAUAAUCGUUGCUGCCUGCCCAGCCACCCUGCUCUGCCCUGCCCCGCCCCCCGCCUACUAAACAACAAUAUAUUUUGGCUGGUCCAAAGUAUGAGCUGAUGAUGAGAUGAAGAAGUAAAGUACAGCCCCCCCUUAGCUUUGCGCACAGAACCGGCUGCAAACGAGUCGACAUAUCCACCGCCUCCAGUCACCUCCAACCUACAACUCCACCAACAACAGAUCUGAUCCAGAUCCACACAGAACCCACAGAAGAAUAGAUGAAUAGUUACAAAUCCAAAUCGAGUUGACACGCAAUUAUUAAUGGUAGUCGAGCAAUCGAAUGUCCACAGUUAUGCCAAUUUAUAGAACUUUAGAAAGAACACAUGUCACAUGUGCAGGCAGGACCUUGUUUUUGCGUAGCACGUAGUGAGUAUCUUAAUAAAUUAAUAAACAAAUACAACUAAACUAAAUCGUAAAUGUAACACAAUGGCUUAUAGCUUAUGUCUCUAGUCUGUAAGUAUUCGGAACAAAAAGAUAACACACAAAAAUCACAAACAGCAGCAGCAGAAAUAUCCUUCAAAAUCUGUACAAGAUUCAGUUCUUGCGAAAGCUCAAAUAGCAGCUUCGGUUUAAAUCGAAGGUAAUGAAAUGUUACACAAAGUUUGGCGAGUGCUUAAGGAGUACAAAAUGUGCAGAAAUUCCUCAGUGAAAGAAUUUCCCGAUAGCGUACAGCACUGGACUCUCCUCUUUCCUGCAAUUCUGUGUAACUUUUCAAUCUCUUUUGAGUAAGUCCCCAUAGAAUAUCCUGUUGAAUUAAUGCAUGUAUUGACGUGCAAGUAUUGCUAAUCUAAUUACAAACAACACACAGAAAUUAAAUGUCUUGUCAAUAAUGUCUCAACGUACACAUAAUCUUGUCGUCGUUGUUGUCAUCAUCUUCGUUGUCGUUAUCGUCGUCGUCUUCUUGUUGUCUAUUAAUAAAAAUGUUUCCAAAACGCGAGAUCAAUUAGUGAAGAGGCUAAAUAAAUCUUCGAGAAUCAAAGAAAAAAUCAGAAAAUUGUAAUCUCUAGUAAUCGUAGUCAAUUAACGCUUAGUCCUAUACGUACAUAAUAUCCGUGCUAUGCCAUACUAUAAAUAUGCAGAUCUAUCGUCACUAGAUAUCGGUCAAUUAUAUGGAUUUGUAUAUAGUACAGGUACAGGUACAGGUACAGGUACAGGUACAGGUACAGCUACAGAUAGAGGUACAGCUACAGGAGGUACAGUGUGUCGCAUGGCAAAUGUACCCCCGGGAGGAGAAGUGUUAUUGUUUAAAAAUAAACAGAAAAACAUAAAAACAGAAUUUCCAAUAUUAAAUGCAUUUAACAAUUAAUAUACAUAACUACAUAUAUUUGUACAUACGUACAGAUGUAUAUUCUAUAGGUACAUCUAGAAAAAAUGAAUCUGUUGAAUCGCUUGUUGUACUUAUAUCUUGUAUCUUAAUGAAUUUGUUAUGCUCAUUUAUACAUUUACUCGUACUGUACUCUAUUUUGUAUUAUUUUACAUAGUUUAUGCUUACUUUUUUUGUUGUCUACUGUACUUAGGACUUAAGAUCCAGAAAUCCAGCUGAGAAUAAAUGGAGAAUACCCGCGAGAAUCAAUUAAUUGUGCAUUUUUAGGGUGCCAGCAAAAGAGUUUG